AUAAUCAAAAACAUCAAACUAUUAAUCAUUUGAUCAAAGAGAAAUAAUUUGCUAUCAAAAUGGAAAAAAAUGAAGCACAAAAUAACAAUCAUAUUGAGGGUGAGACAAGUUCUAAAGAUGGUUCGAUUUGUGGGUAUGAUUCACUUCACCAGCUCCUCAGUUCCAAUCUCAAGCCUCAUCUUUUCAAGGAAGUUAGCCGUUUGCUUCAAGGACUGAACUGUGGAGCGGCGGUUGAGUCUUUAGCGCUUGCAGAAUCUGCAAAGGCUCUAUCUUUAAAGCAUGAUUUUGACCUCCAGGCUUUUUGUUUUGGCGCUGACAAAGAGUUUAUAAGACAACCUCGAAUAGUUCGAGUGGGUCUAAUUCAGAAUUCUAUAGCUCUUCCAACAACUGCCCCUCUUUUAGACCAGAAGAGGGCUAUUUUUCAGAAAUUGAAACCGCUGAUUGAUGCUGCUGGUUCUUCUGGAGUGAACAUUUUAUGCUUGCAAGAAGCAUGGACGAUGCCAUUUGCCUUCUGUACCAGGGAGAAGAGGUGGUGCGAAUUCGCCGAGCCUGUAGAUGGUGAAUCCACAAAAUUUCUUCAAGAGUAUGCACAGAAGUACAACAUGGUCAUUAUAAGUCCAAUUCUUGAAAGAGAUAUUAAUCACGGAGAGACUCUUUGGAACACUGCUAUUAUAAUCGGGAAUAACGGCAACAUAAUUGGAAAGCAUCGGAAGAAUCAUAUACCUAGAGUCGGUGACUUCAAUGAAAGCACAUACUACAUGGAAGGAAAUACAGGACAUCCUGUGUUUGAGACGGCAUAUGGAAAGAUUGCUGUUAAUAUAUGCUACGGAAGGCACCACCCGUUGAAUUGGUUAGCAUUUGGCUUGAAUGGUGCUGAGAUUGUUUUUAAUCCGUCAGCCACUGUUGGUGAACUCAGUGAACCGAUGUGGCCCAUUGAGGCACGUAACGCUGCAAUAGCAAAUAAUUACUUUGUUGGGUCUAUCAAUCGUGUUGGGACAGAAACAUUCCCUAAUCCAUUUACCUCCGGUGAUGGGAAGCCACAACAUGCAGAUUUUGGACAUUUCUACGGGUCUAGUCAUUUUUCGGCACCAGAUGCUUCUUGCACACCCUCUCUUUCUCGUUGCAAAGAUGGCUUGUUGAUCUCGGACAUGGACCUAAACCUAUGUAGACAGAUUAAAGACAAGUGGGGACUUCGUAUGACAGCUCGCUAUGAGUUAUAUGCUGAGAUGUUUGAUCGUUAUUUGAAGCCAGACUUUGAGCCCCAAGUUAUCUCUGAUCCCUUGUUGCACAAAAAGUCUUCUUAAGCGCAAGGUACUGCUCAAACCUGUGAUAAUAAAUAAGUUAGUACGUCCAUGUCUGUAAAUAUCGAACAUUAUGCAUCUGUUAUUGGAUUAGGACAGGGAUGAAUAAUGGCAAAAGAACUGAAGAGAAACAUUUUGCUACAUUUUGAAUACCUUCUGAUCUCUAUUGUUAUCUUUUUGCAAGUCCCUUUCUGUUACGUUCGUUGUUUAUUCGACUCUUUGAACUA
Molecule: messenger RNA, 1528 nt
Organism: Mercurialis annua (annual mercury)
Lineage: Eukaryota; Viridiplantae; Streptophyta; Magnoliopsida; Malpighiales; Euphorbiaceae
Product: beta-ureidopropionase
Exons: 6
Coding region: 60-1304 (414 amino acids)
Molecular function (GO): beta-ureidopropionase activity
Source: RefSeq, a predicted model, not a curated record